UGAGACACAAACUUACGGUUAUUGACCCGCCGCAGCACCGACACAACAUGGCGGAUUCUCAGAGUCAGUAUGAGCGUCUCACAGCAGAGCAGAUGGAUGAACAGAGGAUCCAGAAUGUAGCCUAUCAGUACUUGUGCAGGCUGGAAGAGGCAAAGAGGUGGAUGGAGGCAUGUCUGGGGGAGGAGCUUCCUGCCCCCACUGAGCUGGAGGAGGCGCUGAGGAACGGCGUCAUCCUCGCCAAAGUGGGUCAUCGUUUCGCUCCCAACGCCGUCCCUCAGAAGAAGAUCUAUGACCCCGAGCAGCUCCGAUACCAGGCUGUGGGCCUUCAGUUCCGUCACACUGACAAUAUCAACCACUGGAGGAGCGCCAUGAUGACUCUGGGACUGCCAGCGAUCUUCUAUCCUGAAACUACAGAUGUGUACGACAAGAAGAACAUGCCAAGAGCUGUCUACUGCAUCCAUGCACUCAGCCUGUACCUGUACAGAUUGGGUUUGGCUCCACAGAUUCACGACCUCUAUGGAAAAGUCAAGUUCACAGAGGAGGAGAUCAACAACAUGAAGCUGGAGCUCGAUAAAUACGGCAUCCAGAUGCCCGCCUUCGGCAAGAUCGGAGGAAUCCUGGCCAAUGAGCUGUCAGUGGAUGAAGCUGCAGUCCAUGCGGCAGUGGUAGCCAUUAACAAGGCGGUGGACCAGGGCGAUGUAGGAGUGGUGGCGGCAGCUCUGAGAAACCCUGCUGCCCUGCUCACCAACUUGCAGGAGGUGCUGAUGUGCAUCUACCAGGAAAUGUUGCGACAAGCGAAGAGGACGAAGGCUGAGCGGGCGGCGGGCAGGCAAGGGGCUUCGGAGGACAAAGACAUGUAUGAGGAGUAUCUGACUCAGAAGGAGAUCCAGGAGAACAUCAACACUGUCAACAUUCGAUCAGCGGUGGAGCAGGUGGAUGAAGCUCUGGAUGCUGCAGAUGAACUCUCUCUGCUUUCGGCUCUGCAGCUACCAUGUUUGGCCCUCAGGGGCCUCCAUACUGACAACGGCCCCUGGUACCUGGACCAGCUGUCAGCCGAUCGCCAGCAGAAAGCUAUGGAUCAGGGUUCUGUUGAUCCUCUGGAGGCCUUCGAGCUGCAGGACGGCGUCACCAUCGCCAACCAGGAUGCUCAGAGAGCCCGAAACAUGCAUGCAGCAGUGCAGAGUGUUAAUGCGUCGCUGCGCGGCAAUGACCCCAGACACACAGUCAGCUGCCUGAUGACCUCUGAGCUCCAACUGCCUGAAGUGUUUCCAUCUGCUGCGAAGCUCUACCACAGAGAGCUGCAGCUGCUACAGAGACAGACUGCACAGGGGGAGCUGCAGCAGGAGGAACUGUUUGUUGCCGUGGAGAUGCUGUCAGCUGUUGCUCUCAUCAAUCAGGCCCUGGAGAUGGGACACCUGCAGAAGUUCAGCUCCUCAUUGAUCACUCCAUCUGCAGGACUCUCUGAUGUAGACCACGACCUGCUGGACAGGUACUUUGAGUGUCUGGUUGGUGUGAAGCAGCAGGUGGGCCGAGAUCUGCUCAACUGGAAUCAGCUGCAGGAAGGAAUCAACACUGUCAACAUCUCAGCGCAGGACGAACACCAGCAGCUUUUGGCUGUUGGUGUGAUCAACCAAGCUGUGAUGAGAGGAGACGUCCAGCAGCUGCUGUCUGCUCUGCUGCUGCACACCUGUGGUGUGGACGAGGUUACACCUGCCAACGCCUGCAGAUACCUGACCCUGCUGACCAGAGCCAGGCAGCACAAAGCACAGGUUAGCAAAGACCCGGGAGCUGAGCUGUGGUUGGCUGAUAUCCAGGAAGCUGUGAGGAGAGCCAAUCAGCAGAGUCAGAAAGCUCUGAAGUUGUGUCUGUCGGUGGCAGCUGUGAACCAGGCAGUGAAGGAGAACAAAAAGAAACAAACUCUGCGAGUUCUGUCUCUACCUGAAGUGGAGCUGCAAGGAGUUUUACCUGACUGUGCUACAGAGUAUCAGAGAGAGCUGAACGCCCUGAUGACACACAGGAUGCACACAGGAGACAACAGGAGUCCAUGGGUUCGAGUUCGUCUGCAGGAUGGAUCCUGGUAUUACUUUAACCUGAACAGGUUGGAGGGAAGCUGGGACAGACCCAAUGGAUUCAUACACAACAGUGUCUUCAUCGACCACCAGGAGAUACAGGAAGUGGUCCGCAGCAUCUCGGCAUCCUACAGUCGCAGUGUCCUGUGGCAGAGCAGUGAAGCCCUCAUCAUUCGCCUUCAGGCUCUGAGUCGAGGGUUCCUGAUCAGACGGCAGCAGGAGGCUCGACAGCGUUACCUGGUCAGCCAGACACCUGCCGUCGUCGUCAUUCAGGCUCAGUGGAGGAGGUAUGUCCAACAGAGAGCAUACCGGCGGCGGCUGCAGUUCCUUUACAUGAAUUGGAGAGCUGUCGUCAAGAUCCAGUCGAUGGUGAGGAUGUGGCUGGUGAAGAGAAAAUAUCGAGCUCGACUGAGUUUCUUCAGACGUAACGUGGGUGCUGUCAUUAAGAUCCAGGCCUUCUUCAGAGCCAACAGAGCUCGAGAGGAAUACAGGAUGCUGGUGCACUCGGCCACACCCCCGCUGUCCGUGGUCAAGAAGUUCGUUCACCUGCUUGACUUGGGUGAUGGUGACAUCAGAGAGGAGGCAGAGCUUCUACGACUAAGGGAGGAGGUGGUGAGGAGCAUUCGCUUCAACCGACAGCUGGAGGCCGACUUGGACCUGAUGGACCUGAAGAUCGGCCUGCUGGUCCGCAACAGAGCCACUCUGCAGGAAGUGGUGUCUCACUGUAAGAAACUGACCAAGAAGAACAAGGAGCAGCUGUCAGACAUGAUGGACGUGGAGAGAAGUAAAGGACUGAAGGCACUGAACCGUGACAGGAGGGAGAGACUGGAGGCCUACCAGCACCUGUUCUACCUGCUGCAGACGCAGCCGCUAUACCUGGCUCAGGUGAUCUUCCUGAUGCCUCAGAGUCGCUCCAACUCCUUCAUGGAGAUGUUGGUGUUCAGUCUGUUUAACUACGGCUCUGGCCGCAGGGAGGCCUACCUGCUUCUGCAGCUGUUCACGGAGGCACUCCGAUAUGAGAUCCGACUGAAGGUGGAGCAGCCUCAGGAUGUGGUCACUGGGAAUCCCACUGUCAUUAAGAUGUUGGUGAACUUUUACCGCCACGCUCGCGGUCAGAACGCCCUGCGGGAGGCGCUGGGUCCAGCUCUGCAGGACGUCCUGCUGGACCGGACCCUCAGCAUCAGGACCGACCCGGUGGACGUCUACAAGACCUGGAUCAACCAGACCGAGACCCAGACUGGAACCAAGAGCUCUCUGCCCUACGAGGUUUCUCCUGAAGAUGCUCUGUCUCACCCUGAAGUUCAGAGACGCAUUGACAUCGCUAUCAUCAACCUGAAAAACCUGACGGACAGAGUCCUCAAAGCCAUAACCUCCAACCUCCACAAACUACCUUACGGUCUCCGUUACACAGCGAAGGUGCUCAGAGACACCCUGAAGGCGAAGUUUCCUGAUGCCAGUGAGGAUGAUCUCUACAAGAUCGUCGGUAACCUGGUCUACUACCGAUAUAUGAACCCAGCCGUGGUGGCACCAGACGGCUUCGACGUGGUGGAUCGCUCUGCAGGCUCAGUGCUGCAGCCAGAGCAGCGCCACCUUCUGGGCUCCAUUGCUCGCAUGCUGCAGCACGCCGCCGCCAACAAACUGUUCCACGGAGACGGAUACCAUGUCAGAACCCUGAACCAGUACAUCAGCCAGACGCACAGCAAGUUCAGGAGGUUCCUACAGUCAGUCUGUGAUGUUCCUGAACCAGAGGACAGAUUCAAUGUGGACGAGUUCUCUGAGUUAUUGAUUGUCAACAGACCUGUUGUUUACAUCUCUGUCAGCGAGCUGCUCAACACUCACAAGCUGCUGCUGGAGCAUCAGGGGGUUUUGUGUCCGGACCCAUCUGACCCUCUCAGACUGAUCUUGAAAGACCUGGGGCCAGUCCCCACCCUGCAGGACCUCAGUGGAGAGUCCACAACAGUUGCUGAUCCAGGAUCAGAGUCUCAGAGCUGUAAGACCGAAGUCUCUUUGACGCUCACCAACAAGUUCGACAUCUUCAGCGACGACAAUGACAAACCAGAUGCCAGAGGACUGCUGCUCAGCACGAAGCAACUGAUCAUUGACGUCAUCAGGACUCAGUCAGGUGACUCUCUGAGUAACAUCCUGAGAACGACGCCCUCACCUGACCAAGAAGUGUGCCAUGAUUGGCUGGUGCAACGGCGGGCGCGGCAGGACGCUCGAACACCUGAGAAGAUGAAGAGAAACCAGUCGCUGGUCGCCAAUGGCAACCUGAGUCUGGAGGAGAAGAAGAGAAAGAUUCUGCGGAGUCUUCGUCGUCUGGAGGGACUUGGCGUCCUGAGAGCGCCGCAGAGUGAGAACCAGAUCCUGCAGAUGAUCGCCAAGGACAUUCGUCAGCAGCGUCUGCACCGCCAGCGCCGGGGGGCGGAGCUUCUGAAGCUCCGUCAGACGCUCAGCAGCCUGCAGGUUAAGAGCAGCUUCCACAGCGAACAGGUGGACUACUACAGACAUUACAUCACAUCCUGUCUUGACAACCUGACCGCCAACAGUAAAUCAACCAAUAAGAAGACAACAGACAACAAAGGAAAGAAGAAGCUUCCAGCUCUGAGCUACAGCGGCGCCCGGCUGCAGGAGAAGGGAGUUCUGCUGGAGAUUGAAGAGCUGCCGGCUACACAGUUUAAGAACGUUGUCUUCGACAUCGUUCCUGCAGCUGAAAAAGGAACCUUCAAUAUCAAAGCUCGAUUCCUCGGAGUUGAGAUGGAAGAGUUCAAACUCAAAUACCAGGAUCUGCUGCAGCUGCAGUAUGAGGGCGUGGCAGUGAUGAAGAUGUUUGAUAAGGCGAAAGUCAAUGUUAAUCUGCUCAUAUUCCUCCUCAACAAGAAGUUCUUUAACAAAUGAACAAAGUGACGUUCUAACCUUUCACUUGUACGUCUUCUUCUACAUCUCACUAUGUUAUCUAUUUUUAUACAUCAGUAUACUACAGAGUUAAACAUGGACUCACACUCCUAUCUCUGUUUGUAACCAGAGAGUGGAAUAAGCUUCAUUAUGAAUGUUUAUGUCACAUAAAAUGACAAACAGCUUUAUUUUAUAUUAACUAGAAAACAGUGAAACUACAUUACCAGGAGACAAUAUGAACUUUAUACACACCAUUUUGUAUCGUAGUAUAUCUUGUUUUACGUAAUCAAGCGUUCCUACACUCCUAUCCAUAAAACUCACCUGUGAAUUACUUUAUAUCUCACUAGAAUUUAACCAUCUGCUAAACAUGCUUAUCUUUAUUUGGAUACCGAACUCAAUUUCCGUAUAACAGAGUGAGGUUUCUUUUACAAUCCAGUCUUUGGCACUCCUGUUUUUACGUAUGAUUAAAUUUAAACAGAGUGGUAUAUCUUUAGCAUAUACACCUAUCUUUGUUUUUUAUUUAUCUCACUACAUAAUCUAUGUUUAUAUCAGACCAGGUAAGGCAUGUCUCUCUCUUGUUGCUGCAUUAACCUGAAAGGUCAGAGUUACUUCAAUUUUUAUAUCUCAGUAGAAUUUAAACAGAGUGGGACAUCUUUUUGGCUCAGCAAUCUCUUUUUUGUUGUCUCACUAAUUUUGGUGCUUCCAGGACUCUGUAGCAAUCUGUGUGGGAGACUUUAGUUGGUAAUGACAGAUUUCAUUGGUUACUGAAGUCUGUAGUUCCUAGUUACUGCUCAAACAGAAAAUCUGAUUAUGCUGACAGCAGCUGCAGAGUGUGAUCCCUGACUAGUCAAUAACAGCCGACUGAUCAAGAACAGUUGACUGAUCAAUAACUGUAAAUAUUUCCUGUCACUUUCUGUCCUCUUCUGUUUUUUCUCUGUUUUCUGUGUUGACAUCAGAAGGGAAAGUUUUUAAGAAAUAAAUCGUCUUUACUGAAUAAAUUCGUUUUCAGUUA
Messenger RNA from Stegastes partitus (bicolor damselfish), 5973 nucleotides. RefSeq names its product IQ motif containing GTPase activating protein 3 (gene iqgap3). The transcript has 38 exons. Gene Ontology annotation, molecular function: GTPase activator activity; calmodulin binding; actin filament binding. NCBI's taxonomy places the organism in Eukaryota, Metazoa, Chordata, Actinopteri, Pomacentridae. Bases 48 to 4964 code for a protein of 1638 amino acids. Gene Ontology annotation, biological process: regulation of GTPase activity; mitotic actomyosin contractile ring assembly actin filament organization. The record is from RefSeq and is a predicted model, not a curated record. Gene Ontology annotation, cellular component: cell cortex.